AUGAUAUCGAGAUUGCCUUUAACCAUUUCUAAAAAUCUUAAUUUGAUCACACUUUGUGGUAGGGAAUACAGAUUAUCGUAUUUGGGUGCCAAAAAAGGUCUAUUUCCUUCCUUCUUCUCACGCUAUUUUUCUGACACCGUUAAUACUAACGCUGAAGCCAAGUCUGAUGAUUCUCAACCUGACCUGGAUUCUAAAUGGAUGUCCAAGUCAACCAAGGAUUCCAAACCUCCCAGGCCCUCUCCCCCUUUUCAACUCGAUUCCACUCCUGAAGAGUUAACUGAGGAGCAGCAGCUUCAGAAGCAGGAAAUUAUAAGGGAGCUGACCAAAAAACUCAGCGGUCCUCUUGCCGAUGAGAAUGGCAACGUUCCCACUGGUGACCAGAGGCCCAUUGCCAUCGAGGUUGACGGCCCCUCCCACUUUUACUCCAACAGCACUAAGUACACUGCUUACACCAAGCUCAAGCACCGCCUUCUCACCAGGAUGGGAUACAAGGUUCUUCACGUCCCCUUCUUCGAGUGGCGUCGUUUGCGCGGUGCCAGGGAGCGCGAGGAGUACAUGAGGGAGAAACUUAAGGAGGAGCCCACUGAGUGGCUCGACCCUGAGGACGAGGAGUUUUACAACAAGCGGGUCGAGUCCCUCAACCGGCAGCGUGACGACGCUCUAAACUCCCUCAAUUUAACCAGUGACUAA
Molecule: messenger RNA, 690 nt
Organism: Theileria orientalis strain Shintoku
Lineage: Eukaryota; Apicomplexa; Aconoidasida; Piroplasmida; Theileriidae
Exons: 1
Coding region: 1-690 (229 amino acids)
Source: RefSeq, a predicted model, not a curated record